AUGAAGCUUAAAAACAUCUCAUCAAUUACACCACAAGCUGAUGAAAGGGCGUCUGGAAAGGGCAAAAGGAGGACCAACAGUACCACAACCACCACUGCUCAAACAGAGGACUCUGUUUUAAUCACGCCGAUUCAUCGGUAUCCGGAUAAGAACGACGAUGUUGCGGAUGAUAUGUCUAUCGAAGGAAAAUGUUGGCCGGAGAAGGAGAUGGCGGUGGUGAUGACAGAUUGUAGAGAGAGAGAGAAAGAGUUCAAGGCUAGGGUUUGCGGUGGUGGUGAAGACAGAGAGAGAGAUCGAGGGAGGAGAGAGAGAGACGGUGAAGGGCGGUGGUGUAGUGGUGACGACGGUGGUUGUGCUCAUAUGAACGUUGAAUGGUGCAACCAAAUUGGUUCUAUCAAGUAUUUGUUCAAAUACAUUAAUAAAGGUCCAGAUAAAACUACUCUUAGAGUGGUAGAAAGUAACAAUAAUGAUGACCAGGAACCUGUUGUGGAUGAAAUAGAAAAAUAUUAUGAUUGCCGAUACAUCUCUACAUGCGAAUCUGCAUGGAAAAUUUUUUCAUAUGACAUUCAUUAUCGAUAUCAUUCAGUAAUGCGUCUGCCUUUUCAUCUUCAUGGUCAACAAAACGUAGUUUAUGGUGCAGAUGAUGACAUUGACAAUGUUCUUAGCAAACCAUCUGUUGCUUCAACUAUCUUCUUAUCUUGGAUGAAGUCUGGUGAAGCUUAUUAUCUAAGAAUAUUGUUGAACAAAGUAAAGGGACCAAAAUCAUUUGAAGAUAUUCGGACUGUAAACGGUCGAUUAUAUCCUACGUUUAGAGAUGCAUGCUAUGCUUAUGGGCUUUUGGAUGAUGACAACGAGUAUGUUGAAGCGAUUAAAGAAGCAAACGUUUAUGGCACCGCUUCUUAUCUACGAACUUUAUUUGGAACAAUGUUGAUGUCUGGUAGUUUGUCUAAACCUGAUUUUGUAUGGGACCAGACAUGGAAAUAUUUAUCAGACGACAUUGUAUACAGACAAGAAAAAGAGUUAGACAUUGAAGAUUUAAAUUACUCUGACGCUCAGAUUAAGAAUUUUGCGUUGUUAGAAAUUGAGAAAUUCUUACUUCGUAACAACUCUUCGCUGAGAAACUUUGCAACAAUGCCGUAUCCAGAUGGCGAAUCUAUUUCUUCAGCUAAUAAUCGUUUGAUUCAUGAAGAGCUAUCUUACGACAAUGUUACUCUGGAAGAUGAGUUACGUUGUAUGUUGGCAGCUUUAACUGACGAACAACGACAUGUUUUUGAUACAUUAUCAUCGUCCAUCCGAAGUAAAGGUGAAAUUGUAUUAAAUGUUGCGUCAAGUGGUAUUGCGUCUUUGCUACUAUCAGGAGGUAGAAUAGCACAUUCUAGAUUUGCCAUUCCUUUGAAUUUAAAUGAGGAUUCUGUUUGCCGCAUGAAACCUGGUACCGAAAUUUCUCAUCUUUUAAAAAAAACUCAGCUUAUUAUUUGGGAUGAAGCUCCAAUGAUUCACAAACAUGCAUUUGAAGCUUUGGAUAGAACCUUAAAAGACAUACUCAUGCCUGCUUCUUCAGAGAACGUAUCUUUGCCAUUCGGAGGAAAGGUAAUUGUUUUUGGCGGUGACUUUAGGCAGAUUCUUCCAGUUGUUCCUAAUGGUUCUAGACAAGACAUUGUUAACGCUUCUUUGAAAUUUGCAAAUUGGCUUUUGGAUAUUGGUGAGGGCAAAGUUGGUGGUCGAAAUGAUGGUGAGGUUGUUAUUGACAUUCCUGAAGAACUCUUGAUUACUGGUUCCAUUGAUCCAGUUGGUAGUUUAAUCAAAUUUGUGUAUCCUUCGAUACUUGAACAUUUCAAAGAUCCUAACUACUUUCUAGAAAGAGCUAUACUCGCGCCGAAGAACGAGAUUGUUCACGAAAUAAAUGAUCUUUUAUUGGCACAGUUUCCUGGUGAACAAAAGGAGUAUGCCGAAUCACAGAUUAGUUUUAAAAGUUGGUAUUCCAAUAAUGCUUUUACGACACCUAGAUCAGAAAAAAUGGUCUAUGCAAUGAUCCUUCCGGAAUUAAUUACUGACUUAGGUGGUAUAGAUGAGUUUUCUGAAAUAAAGAUUAAAGUUGUUGAAGGAAAUACUUGGGUUAAGAGUCUUUGUACGCGGAAUAUUGAUGGUCAAACAAGGCUUGUGAAUGCAUUACUCAUGUAUGCUGUUGUUGGAUGGCAUGAUAUCAUUGAAGCCGAACGUAUUUCAUUAGGUGAUGAUUGUUUUUUCAAUUGGUCAAGAACGACAUCGAAGUUAUUGGUUACGAAGCUCCAGCAAGCAGAAAUGUUAGAGUAA
Helianthus annuus (common sunflower) is the source of this 2313-nucleotide messenger RNA. RefSeq lists its product as uncharacterized. The transcript is spliced from 10 exons. The record is from RefSeq and is a predicted model, not a curated record. Gene Ontology annotation, molecular function: DNA helicase activity. Lineage: Eukaryota; Viridiplantae; Streptophyta; Magnoliopsida; Asterales; Asteraceae. Gene Ontology annotation, biological process: telomere maintenance; DNA repair. The coding region runs from base 1 to 2313 and encodes 770 amino acids.